AUGGUCGCCAAGCAUAGCUCGGAAAAGGGGGACAGUCGCUACCCUCCACUGACCGCGGACCAGGAGAAAGAGGUGACGGAGCUGAUGGAGCUCAUGAGGAGGACGUACGACCCGCUGCCGCAGCAGCUCCUUGCUCUACAGCGGUACAACCCCGAGAGGGAAGUCACAGCAAGUGAUGGUGCCGCAACCGACACGUUCUUCUCCCCAAUUCGCAACUACUGUUACUACUUCCUCAUCUCCCGUGAGUGGGAUAGGCAGAAGUCGUUCGAGAUGAUGCAGCUGUCUGUCAGCUACCGCGAGAAGAAUGAGCUCGACUCGCGCGCCGAGCUGCCGAGCGCCGUUUGCUGUCGGGGAUGGGACCAAGAGAAGGUGCGAAUCGCCUUGGACAAGCCGACCCGUCCGACGAACCAGCGGCUGGACCGCCUCAGCGCCGGUAUCGAACAGUACUUCACCUUUGGCCUCCACUACUGGGAUAAGCAUGGGCAGCCCGUGGCGUACCUCAACCUCGGCAGCGUCGAUGAGCCGGGGCUGCUCAAGAAGCUGAAGCAGCUUGCCAACAUCGGCCAGACACCAAAUUUGGUGAUGUGGGAGCUGGUGCAGCAUCUCAUUGGUGUGCAGGAGCAGCUUCUCUUCUACCAGCAGAUGCAGUACGCGGCCGGCACGCUGAAGGCUGAAGCGGGCGAUGGACUCAUUCGAUCCGCCACGAUCGUCAUUGACCUCAACGGACUCACCUACAAGAUGCUGUGGAAGCCGGCCUUGGACCUCUUCAUGAAUACGCUACGGACCCUCUUUCAGUACUACCCCAAGUGUGUGCACCAGAUCCUGCUUGUGAACUCGCCGCCGAUGGUGAUGUUUGCCUACAAGAUCGUGCGCGGCGCAUUGCCGCCUGGCGUGCAAAGAAAGGUUCACAUCGUUAACGUUGCCGACACCCCAGCCACCAUGCAGGACUUCAUUGAUGCCCAGUACGUGCCCGACUACCUCGGUGGCCUGUGUCACUGCGAGGGCGGUUGCGUCCGUGGCUACGACCCCCACCGCAAAGAAACGAUGAAGGACAACGCCAUCGCCAAGAGCGACACCAGCAACCUUCAGAGCGGCGUUCAGGAUGACGAGGGAGGGGUAGUCACCGAGGACGUCACUCUAAAGGCGGGGCAGGAGCUGAAGCGCGCCUUCUCGCUGAAGAAGGCGGAGUCGGUUGUGUGGGAGUUUGUCUCCGCUCACGGGCACGACGUCACUUUCACGACCUACUUUGUGCCUAAGAAGGCGGCACAGGGUAUAGACACAUCGAAGCUGCAUACAAGCAUACUGGAGUCCUACGUAGUCUCCAAAGCCAGACCGUCGGAGGGAUCGGACAAGUACACCGCCAGCGACGAAGGGCUGUUUGUUAUUGCGUGGGACAACAAGAAGUCGUGGUUCACAGCGAAGCAUCUACAGCUGAACGUGUUCAAGCAGGCGGCCGCUCCGAUGGAUGAAGCGUAA
Leishmania mexicana MHOM/GT/2001/U1103 is the source of this 1476-nucleotide messenger RNA. RefSeq lists its product as hypothetical. The transcript has a single exon. The coding region runs from base 1 to 1476 and encodes 491 amino acids. The record is from RefSeq and is a predicted model, not a curated record. Lineage: Eukaryota; Euglenozoa; Kinetoplastea; Trypanosomatida; Trypanosomatidae.